Xenia sp. Carnegie-2017 is the source of this 1440-nucleotide messenger RNA. Its product is annotated as nephrocystin-3-like. Bases 77 to 1294 code for a protein of 405 amino acids. Gene Ontology annotation, biological process: signal transduction. The record is from RefSeq and is a predicted model, not a curated record. NCBI's taxonomy places the organism in Eukaryota, Metazoa, Cnidaria, Anthozoa, Malacalcyonacea, Xeniidae. Gene Ontology annotation, cellular component: kinesin complex. Gene Ontology annotation, molecular function: protein binding. The transcript has 4 exons.
AGCGUUGGAAAUUCAACAAAAAUCACUUGGUCCUGAACAUGUUGAUGUAGCUGGGACAUUAAACAGGCUUGGUGAGAUGUAUUAUAACACUAAAAAAUACGACACAGCAAAAGAGUUUCACAAAAAAGCGUUGGAAAUUCAACAAAAAUCACUUGGUCCUGAACAUGUUGAUGUAGCUACGACUUUAAACUAUCUUGCUUAUUUAAAUAUUCGCACUAAAAAAUAUGACACAGCAAAAGGAUUUCACAACAAAGCGUUGGAAAUUCAACAAAAAUUACUUGGUCCAGAACAUGUUGAUAUAGCUUUGAGUUUAAUCGGUCUUGCUGAGAUGUAUUGCUUCACUAAAAAGUAUGACACAGCGAAUGAAUUUCUCAAAAAAGCAUUGGAAAUUCAACAAAAAUCACUUGGUCCUGAACAUGUUGAUGUAGCUACGACUUUAAACUGUCUUGGUUUUUUAAAUGUUCGCACUAAAAAAUAUGACACAGCAAAAGAAUUUCAUGAAAAAGCAUUGGAAAUUCAACAAAAAUCACUUGGUCCUGAACAUGUUGAUGUAGCUGCGACUUUAAGCAGGCUUGGUGAGAUGUAUUAUAACACUAAAAAAUAUGACACAGCAAAAGAAUUUCAUGAAAAAGAGUUAGAAAUUCUACAAAAAUCACUUGGUCCGGAACAUGUUGAUGUAGCUGCGACUUUAAACUAUCUUGGUUAUAUAAAUCUUUGUACUAAGGAAUAUGACAAAGCAGAAGGAUUUCACAACAAAGCGUUGGCAAUUCAACAAAAAUCACUUGGUCCAGUACAUGUUGAUGUAGCUUUGACUUUAAAAUAUCUUGGUGAUACAUACGUUCGUACUAAAGAAUAUAACAAAGCAGGAAAAUUUUAUAAAAAAGCGCGAGAGUUAAAAAAAAAAGCACUUUCUUCUGAUCAUGUUGUUGUUCCUAAAUCUUCGAAGAGUAUAGAAAUAAAGUCUGAUGAUACUGCUGAUGCUAGUUACCCUUCAAAUUUACACGUUCAUACGGAGGAAAUAGAAGAAAUUAACGAAAUUCUGCUAGAUAUUGCCCAAGAAAUUCCCGGUAAAUGGAAGAAAUUGGCAAUAUUUCUGAAGGUCAGAGAUCCGACAAUAGAAAGAAUUGAACAAAAUGAUCGUGACGUGGACUGGCAAGGGUAUAAAAUGCUAAAAUUUUGGUUCGAAUCAAGAGAAAAUAAGCAGUUGUGGUACGAAGAACUUGCCGCUGCUUUACGCAAGAUCGAGAAAAAUCGUUUGGCUAAAGACGUUGUUCAUAAAGCAUUGGCACUUUGAUGUUCUCUCCCUAACACAGUGAACUAAAAUACAUGGAACGCUGCCUGUUAUACAAAACCAUAAUAGUUAUUUGAAGACGUGAUUUUACCUCAGAAUCACAGGUUGAAAAUCAUGGUGACCAUUACACGAUUAACAUUGAAGUGCUG